CAGCAGGCCUACUCUCUAGCUUAGACUACAGGCCUACUCUAUUGCUUUCCUAAAAGGACUAUUUUCUAACUUUACCAGCUUUAGUGGGCUUAUCUAAUUAGUUUUGGUGGGUGUUUUAUUGUCUAUUUGUCAAAAUGAAUAGCAUGGAUAACCUGGAGAAGCAGCUGAUUUGUCCCAUAUGCCUGGAGAUGUUUACAAAGCCUGUGGUUAUCCUGCCCUGCCAGCACAACCUCUGUAGAAAAUGUGCCAAUGAUGUUUUCCAGGCUUCAAACCCAUACCUUCCAACGAGAGCGGGCUCCUUGUCGUCCGGCGGCCGCUUCCGAUGCCCGUCCUGCAGACAUGAGGUGGUUCUGGACAGGCACGGCGUUUACGGGCUGCAGAGGAACCUGCUGGUCGAGAACAUCAUCGACAUGUUCAAACAGGAGUCCAGCAGCAAGCCGACGCCAGAGAGAAAGGAAGAAACGCCCAUGUGUGACGUCCACGAAGAGGAAAAGAUCAACAUCUACUGCGUGACCCACGGCGUGCCCACGUGCUCCAUGUGUAAGGUGUUUGGAGCUCACAAAGACUGUGAGGUGGCGCCCAUCACCAGCAUCUACCAGACAAAGAAGACGGAGCUGAGUGACGGGAUCGCCAUGAUGGUCGGUAACAACGACAGGAUGCAAGGCAUCGUUAGUCAGCUAGAGGAAGCCUGUCGUGCCAUAGAGGAGAACGGUCGGAGGCAGAAGACCCUGGUGUGCGAGAAGUUUGACCAGCUGUACUCCGUCCUGGAGGGGAAGAAGAGGGAGAUGAGUCAGAAGGUGACGGCCGAACAGGAAGAGAAGGUGAACUAUAUCCGGGGCCUGACCAAGAAGUACGGAGACCACCUGGACGAGAGCUGUAAGAUGGUGGAGCUGGGUAUCCAGACUAUGGAGGAGCCGGAAAUGGCUUUAUUUCUACAGAACACAAAGCCUCUCCUCAAAAAGCUUGAAGAAGCAACCAGUACGGCUCACUUGGACAAAGUUGAGCGCGGUUAUGAGAAUAUGGAUCAUUACACCGUGGAGUUCAAGACAGAGGGCAAGGCCCUGCGCAGCCUCGACUUCCUCCAAGAUGAUGACGACGAGGACGAAGAGGAUGAGGAUGAAGAAGCAGGCACCGAGGAAGGAGAGGGGGCCCAGACUGUUUCGGGAGGCGGCGCUGUUACAGCCGCCUCUGUCCAACCUUCUGCCCCCCAGCAGAGUAACGCCUCCCCAAGCGCAGCCAAGAGCGCUGCCUCGACCUAGCUGUCAGCCGCCGGCCCCGACAAACACCUAGAAAACCAGGAGAGGAUAAAGUUUUGCUCCUAGAUGUUGAUUUCAGGUCAGUUGUGAUACUUUUCUCCCAGAUUGGGGGAACAGUGAGACAGAUUUAGAUCUGUGCCGAAGGGAAAGUCUGAGUUGCUGAGGUAGAUCUAAAGGAAGAGAGAGAAGUUUCAAUUCCCUUCUCUCUCUUUUAUUGUGAUUGUGUUAGCGUGCAUCACUGCAUACUGACUGAUCUGAUUUUGUCUGGUUAAAUACACAUUUUAGGUCCUUCUUUUUUGCUUUUUAUUGACGUAUUGAACGACAGACAGGCUAUGGGUAAUUAUUGGUUAUUUCCAGAAUUCAUACAUUUUUUAUGUCGCUGACCUUUUGGGAGAAACUACAUCAUUAGCGAGCAUGAGAAGAGAGGGCCUCAGGUUUUCCUCCCAGUCCUAGACUUUUUUAUGAGUGAUAUAACUUUAUGAGUAAAAAACUAUCACUGUGACAUUUCAGUAAUUCAGACACUUAGCAGCCUGUAUUAUGUGUCGUUGUUGUGUAACACAGGUAUAUUUUCCUAUAUGGACACCACAUUUUGCCACGUUACGGUGUAUUAUAUAUUAUGUGUCAUUAAAACUGAACUGUACAAA
Sebastes umbrosus (honeycomb rockfish) is the source of this 1900-nucleotide messenger RNA. It is a transcript of the gene trim55b, whose product is annotated as tripartite motif containing 55b. The coding region runs from base 135 to 1259 and encodes 374 amino acids. Gene Ontology annotation, molecular function: zinc ion binding. NCBI's taxonomy places the organism in Eukaryota, Metazoa, Chordata, Actinopteri, Perciformes, Sebastidae. The record is from RefSeq and is a predicted model, not a curated record. The transcript is spliced from 8 exons.